Linnemannia hyalina is the source of this 2886-nucleotide messenger RNA. The record is from the annotation of a GenBank genome assembly. Lineage: Eukaryota; Fungi; Mortierellomycota; Mortierellomycetes; Mortierellales; Mortierellaceae.
AUGGACGACGGCGAGAAGGCAGUUGCCAUAUUGAGGAUUUCCCAGUUCCACAACACGCCAGAAAGGAUUUUUUACUUAUACAAAGGCAUCAACUAUGUCGGACGGGAUCCCACCAUGUGCAACGUCUGGUUGACGGACGACUUUAUCUGCCGUGUACACAUGUACAUCAACGUUCAGGAUAUGUUCAUAUUCAUUCGGGAUGAAGCGAAGCGCCCAGGCGAAAGGUCGACCACGUUCUGCAUUAGCCAGGUCAUGGAGCUCAAUACCUGGUACCCUUGCACUCCAGAUAUGAGAUACAAACUCGCAGGGGUGUUGACGUUGUCUGACGUGAGAAGGUUGACCGAGGCUGAACAGGAAGUGGCGCCGCGCAAGGGCCACAUCACUCCAGAACAGCAGGCGGCAAUUGACAACAGGACAUAUAUGGAAGAAACUUUUGUGGGUGAUGGCCCCCCCGAGCUCAACACCCAGCCCAGCGCACCUUCCAUUGUGAUGCCUAGCUACUACAACCUCAACCCCAGCAGCAGAGGCAGCUCAUAUAACUCAAGAUCGGCGAGCGCUCCUAGGUACGAGCGCGAAGACGACCAUAUCCGUGCACCCAGUGACCAUUCCUUCGACUCUACUCAGAAGUUAGAGGACCUCACGCAGGUUGUGCGCGAGGAAAGGCGCAACUCGAAUCGAAGUAUCUCUCUCCCACCCGCCCUUAUCGUCCCAGGUGCGCCGGCGGAUGUCACCCUCCCACGACCAAAUGUUAGAGGAGGCCCUGGCUGCUUCAACCCCCCCUCAAAACUCCCCGAUCACAUACUCCACAACCCUCGCGAGUAUUUCGACAAAAUACACACGUCCAGCCAACUCAACGAUAUUCACCACGAGGCAACCCUGGUCAUCAGCGAUGACCUAGAUGACGCGUCGCAAUCGAGUGUGAUCCUUCCCGAAACCCAGCCGACGCAAUUGUUGGCUCCAACUUCUCAGGACGUUGCCCCGAGUUCACUUCCCGAGGACAUUGUUGUCAGUGGUAGACGACCAAGCGUGGAGAGACAGCGGGAGGAUGCUGGUGAUGUUGAUGACCGCGCGCACGGUUCGCGGUCCGGAUCUGUUGUCCCUGAGUCACCCGUGCCAUCUCAACAAGAUUACAUCCCCUCAACGCCAGCCGAUCUCAUUGGUCUGUCAAGGACAGCUAUCAGGGACACGCAGGAGCAGCGCCGCGGAGAAGAUGAAGAGGACGAAGACAGAGUCCCACAGACACCAGUCGAAGAGCAGCAGGACGGGCAGAAGCAACAUACGGCCAUGUCCGACGUGUCAACCUUGGAGGCGAACCAACUCUCGACAUCUAUACCCGAUUCGCAAGCGACACAGGAAGCGAUUCGACUGAGUCUGUCGUCUGACGACCAACCUCAGCACCAUCAGCAGGAGGAUAUCACUGUCAAAACCGAAGAGGUCGAGUCGGAGCGUCUUCUACUUCACAGUGUGGAUUCGCAGAACGUCAGUCUGUCUAGUCCAGGAGCAGUCAAGGCAGAAGAUGAUGACGACGAAGGCACAAAGGCGGACGAGGACUCGAAGCCGCGGUGGCGAUUCGGCAAGGAGGUCUGUCCGGAUUCGCAGCACUCAACACAGUCGUCAUCCCGGGACAGAUCGAGGGAAGAACCCCAUGGUACCAGUACCAGUACUACCACCAUCACCACCACCAAUAUCACCUUUACUUCCACUGCUACUACUGCUACUACGACAUAUCCCCUACAACCGGAAUCGGCAGGACCACAGGCAUCUGAGCAGAUGUUGAACGCGGAACCCUAUCACUCGAGUCAAGACUCAGACCGGACCGCCUCCAGAGAGGGAUCUCCAAAGCACAGUCUCGAGACUGACGCUGCGCCCGAGGAGCCACCCAAGCCCGCAAAGCAGAUCAAGAUUGACAGCACGGACGAUGUCUCUAAAGCCACGACGGUCCGGCUUACACGGGGAGCUUCAGCGGCGAAGCUAAAGAAGUCAGGGAGUGUUGACCCGCCACCCUUCUUUGGACAUACACCGACCUUGAGAUCUACUCGCAGCACUGCCCGAGAUCACCACUCCAUUAUGAUCAGUAGUCCUGGCUGGUUGAUGUGUGCGAUCGCUCGUGGUGUUCCUAUUGUAACCGAUGACUGGCUCAAGGACUCCAUCUCGGACGGUCAAUGUCGUCCCACGGACGAUUACUUGUUCGAAGACGAGCAGAUGGAGGAAGAGUACAAUUUUUCAUUCAAGGACGUAUGUGCCAAGGGCAGGAGCAAUGUCGAAAACGGGAUCCAGAUCUUCAAAAAUUACGAGUUCUAUUGCGUGACAACCACCAAGAAGCAGCCUCACGGUGAACCUUCUUUGACAGAACAUGGUUACCUGGUAAAAGACACCGUCAGAGCAAACGUUCUACCGAUGAUUAGGAUAUGUGGAGGAAAGGUGUUGACCCGGUCAGCAAAACCGGAUCCGACAAGGAAAGAGACGACGAUCAUUAUUGGACAGAAUGUUGAGGACUGUUCGGACACCCAGAAGUACAUCGCAGAUGGAUUCAAGGUGAUGGACAGGGAGUUUAUCCUGUCGUCUAUUCUUCGUCAGUCGCCAGAGCUGGAUUUCGAAACGCACGCGAUACCCGUACGGGAGGUGGUUGAAGCGGCGAAUGUAGAAGAGGAAGGUGACGAUGCAGGAGAACACAGCGACUCGACAACAGCAUCAAACACAAAGACUGCCAGGAGCAGGAGCAGGAGUACUUCAGCUGUGCCGUCGAUGUCACGCAGCUCGAGCAGUGUCAGGCCCCAGAGGAGCAGCAGCACCCUCAGUACUUCUUCCACUUCCUCCGCCGUUACCUCCACAUCUCCCAAGGAUACUGCGACCACGGGCAAGAAGAGGGCUACCAAGAAAAAAUAG